AUGACAGUCACACCUCAGGACGUUACCGUCUUGAUACAGAGCGAGGGUAGUGGAGUGUCGCCAGAAGCAUAUGAUGCAGCCAACGAAUCUCAGGAUGCUAUUUCUAAACGAACAAACCUGCUAUCUCCCGUCUUAGAAGCUCUCAAAUCACAAGAGGACCCUGCCACGCUGGAAUCCAUAGCAAAAGCAUUGGGUGAUGGAAGCCGAGAUGUUGCUUGGAGGAUACCCUACGGAGACUCAGGCAUUCUUGAGUUCUUUCUCGAUGUUCUUGCUUCUGAUGAACAGCAAAGCCAUGGUGUCAAGGUUCAGGCUCUGCGUGUUACUGGCAAUUCUUGUGCCGAUACGGACCAGAACCGAGCUCGGGUCGUUGAGGGGAGGUACAUUAUUUCCUUCAUCAACCAUCUUCAGGACAAAAGCCUUGUCCCGUACUUGAUUCCUGUCCUCUAUAAUGUCCUUGUAGACUACGAACCCGCUCAACGUCUCGCAUCUGAAUCCAGACUGAGCAGUCAUCUCAUCGCUCUUUUGCAGUCCCCCAAUCUCUCCGACUUCAGUCCUCUAGUUACCUACUUCUGCAAAAUCUUCGCCCUUCUUAUCGCACAAGACGGCGAGGUAGCCGUCGCGGACCCUCAAACUGCCUCUACACUCCUCAAGCUUGCUGCCAGCCCUGACCACAACUCUGAUAUCGAGGACUUCCUUGCUCUUGUAUCGACUUCAGCAAGCUAUCUCGCAAACGAAUCUUUCCAAGAACGACUUCUUACGUCGAAGCAGGCAGAUGUCUUUGUCAAAGUGUUUUACAUCGCGCACACGCAGUUUGACUCGGAGCUUGAUGAUGAGGAUACAGCUAAGGAGCUGGGACAGCUUUGUACUUCGUUGCUCACGACGUUGGCUGAUCUGACUGGCAAUGAUGCUUUCCCUGCGCUUUACCCUCUCGAAAGUUCGGUACCUCAGUCACUUCUGAGAUGGCUGAAGGAGCCACAUUCUAUUCUACAGUCUGCGGCUUGUCUCGCUCUCGGCAACCUUUCACGAUCGGAUCAGGCCUCUACUGCUUUCGUACAGAAAUACCAGGCUCAUGAUCCUCUCGUUGCAAUUCUUUCUGAUUCAGAGGUUACUGACGCUCAGCUUCUCCACGCCGCGCUGUCGUUCCUCAAGAACCUUGCCAUCCCCGCACAGAACAAGCCACUGCUGGGAGAUCUCCUUGAGCCCGCAGCAAUUCCUCGGAUAUUGACUAUCGACACUCUUCUGCAAGUUCAGUUCUCAGCAGUUUCGCUACUUCGCCUGCUUCUUGUCAACUGCGCAGGAAAUGUCCGCCGAGUUACCUUGCCGAGAACUGCUGAGGCAGAAGGAUCUUCCAGCAAGCAUACAACUGUUCACGAUGUGAUCUCGCUAUUUGAUCGCUCUGAUACAGAACCUACCAGGCUUGAGGCUGCACGAAGUGUUGCUACUGUGUGCCGUGUACUUCAUACCAUUCCCGUCGAUGAAGUCCUCUCCGGAUGGAACUCUGAGAAUGAAAAAGCACAAUCGAGGAGCCUGUUCUAUGCCGGCCAUGACCUUUCCCAAGUACUCUCCUUCCUCAUCACCCAGGAGAAGUGGCCCAUAUUAAGAUCCGAGGCAUGGUUUGUCUUUGCUCUCAUGUCACGAUCCAAGGACGGCGCAAAGGUUGUCGCUCAGGUGCUUACUGUUUCCGGGGCCACAGAUGCUCUCAGUUAUGCAGUCAUUGGAAAAGCCAACCCAGACAACCAAACUCCUCAGAUCGAGGCCGGCGCUCCAGAAAUCCCCCCAGGUAUUCCGGAAGAGCUCGCUUUGGAACCUCAGCAGGUUGACCCCAAGCAAAAAGCGAACAUGGCCAAGGUGGACAGAGAAAAUUGUUUGGUGCUGUGUACCGAAGUUGUCAAGAAUGGAGAGACCCUGGAGUCGGAUCAAGUGAGUCGGCUGCAAAGCUUGGUCAGGAAGGGUACCGAGUUGCUGGGCAAAAAGGCGGAUGAGUAG
Molecule: messenger RNA, 1986 nt
Organism: Fusarium sp. VM40
Lineage: Eukaryota; Fungi; Ascomycota; Sordariomycetes; Hypocreales; Nectriaceae
Source: the annotation of a GenBank genome assembly